AGCAUUAAUGGAAGAUGUAAACUCCUAUUGUAGCUCAGCAGAACCACAAGCGAUGUGAUACUUUCCUUGGUUUAUGCUGUCGAGAACCACAUCUGUUUGUCUGUAUUUCAGUGUUUCAGCUGAAAGCAGCAGGGAAAGCAAUCCAGUUGCUUUCAAAAUCACUUCAGCAAAUGGCAGCACUGCUGAGGGUUAGUCACCUGCUCGUGCUUGUCGAGGGCUGGUACGGUAAGGUAGACAAACUGGAAAACCUAGUCUUGCACUGUGGAGUUGUGGAGACGACGCAAAUCGAUACUUCCUCUCCCUCCUUUUCCUGCUUGGCUUGUGCAGAUGAUGUUAUUUGUCUUUCCAAGGAUUUCCCCUUACUUACUGACGUUUUGAGAUCGCUCCUGUAAAAGCUAUCCCAACUCUCUCACUGUUACAGUCUCCAGCUUCAUACCAGAACUGCUACUGGCACAAUUACAGCUGAAACCAGAAGGAAAUGAGCUGGCUCCGUGCUUGCUACAGAGACAGAGGUCCUCACACAGAAACAGAAGCUAUGAAAAGGCAAAGCUCUGAUGGGGAGCAUGAGGUUAUUGAAUUGCAAGAAGUUAAUGGGGAGGAAAGUACAGCUGAUCAUAAAAAGCCUCUAAAUUCUCCAGCACCUGCAACGAGCAAGGAAAGAGAUCAGUGGAAAUCAUGCAGGAAGAUAAUUUUCUGGAAAUGUAAACUAUGGAUGGUUUUAACUACAAUUUUUGUUAUUUUGUUCCUGGUCAUUCUCAUCAGUCUAGUUCUAUAUUCUAAUGUUUACACAGAUGAAGAUGAUUAUUGGUAUACAGAUAUGCUGCAGAAUCAUCACAAUUUUUCUGGAAAGUUCAACUUACUGUGUGGUCUUCCACACCUUUUCUCUGAAGACAUUACUAAGAGGAUAACAGAUGUCUACAGCUCAUCUCCAGCUCUAGGACGCUACUUUAGGUCUGCUAAAGUGGAUGUCAGUAAUGAAAGCUCCACUGUAUUUUACCAACUAGAGUUCUUUGUACCGCCAUCAACAGAGGGGUUUAUGGAGAAUGUAAUGAACCCAGACUUUAUAAGGAAUGUUCUACUUCAAAAUAUUUAUGAUGAAGAAGAUACUUCUGAUCCCGAGGUAUCUGAAUGUACCAGGUUAAAGCUUGACCCAGCUUCUCUCACAUCAAAAUGAAAAUAAUGGACAGAUUCCUCAUCUUCCUUACCUCCUAGAAGAGGUGGUCUUCUACUGUCUUAGUGAUCUCAGGUUAGGGAGUCAUUCAACAGGUGGAAACACUUCUAAAGAUGUUGUUCUUUAAAUGAAAAUGUGGUAUUGGUAUGAGAGUGCUUUACUCCUAGAACAUUGCUACCUCCUUUAUUUUUGUGUGGAAUUAUCGGUAAAUUUCAAUCUUGUGAAACUAACAUUUUGCUUGAAUAGGGCUCUGUUGGCUUCCAAACCUCUAAUUUUUCUUUUUUCUUUCUUUUUUUGUUAUUUUGUUUUUAAUGAAUAUGGAUUACUUGAAUGAUCUGUUAAGGCAAAUGACUCAUUUCUUCUGCUCUUGGCUUAUAAAAAAUUAUCUGCACAACCUCAUUCUUAAUGCUUACGUUCACCCAUUCUCAUGUCUUUUCCUUUUCUUCUCUGCCAGCUUCACCUGCCAUAUCUCUCUAGUACUCUUCUCUCUCAAAACAAUCUAAAACUUAAAUAUACUUUCUGCUUUCUUUAAUUACUUGCAAAACUUUUGCACUUCUUUCUUAGGUGAGUUAGUACUCACAUCAUCCCCUUGUUCAUCCUAUAGUCUUCCCAGGGAAGGUGGUGUCUGCUCUGUUUUUCUCAUCUGUUAUGUGAAAUAGAAAUGAAGAAGGAAGAAGCAUUGGAAAGACUCUAAUGCAUCUGAAUGCUGCAGCAAUCUUUCAGGGGUCAAAUUAGUUGUGUACUUUGGUAAUUAAGUACUGGUUCUUGUGAAAAGACAUCUGUUGGAUUCACAUCUCUAAAUUCAAAGGAAAAUGAGUCUCUGCUCUACUUAUACCUCCUGCUCUGGCAGUGAUGGGGGGGG
This is a messenger RNA of Phasianus colchicus (ring-necked pheasant), 2033 nucleotides long. Lineage: Eukaryota; Metazoa; Chordata; Aves; Galliformes; Phasianidae. The record is from RefSeq and is a predicted model, not a curated record.